Molecule: messenger RNA, 4198 nt
Organism: Suillus subaureus
Lineage: Eukaryota; Fungi; Basidiomycota; Agaricomycetes; Boletales; Suillaceae
Product: ABC transporter
Exons: 16
Coding region: 133-4122 (1329 amino acids)
Biological process (GO): transmembrane transport
Cellular component (GO): membrane
Molecular function (GO): ATP binding; ABC-type transporter activity; ATP hydrolysis activity
Source: RefSeq, a predicted model, not a curated record
GAAAAUUUAGUCAGCAGUAUAACGAACAUGCUUCGGAUAACUGCACAUUGUACGUACAAGUAUAGUACUACUUAACACGAGACCAAUUACCAGGGUCCAGGGUUAGUAUCUCUUGUCUUUCUGCACCGACUGAUGGAGCCUUCUAAACCAGUCAGGUUCCAAGAUGUUGAGAUCGAUACCGCUGAGAAGGCUCCGAGUCAGGCAUCUGAAUCGGAGUCCGAGUCAGCCAAUGGUCGAAACAUGAAAUCGUUUAUAUCUCGGUUUUUUCUGUUUGGGAAGAAUGGUAGUCCUCCUCCCCCAAAGAAAUCUAUCCAUGACGCAGAUUUAAUCCCUGAGGCCACAGCUGGCUUCGCCAGUCUUCUAUGGUUCACCUGGAUAACACCUUUGCUUUCCCUUGGCUAUGCUCGUCCACUCGAGUCAUCCGAUCUUUAUCGACUCCAGGAAGAACGCGGCGCCUUGCCAAUUGCCGAUGCCAUUUUAACAUCGUUCAAGACUCGGCAAAACAAGGCUGCUGAAUACAACGAACGUUUGGCUAAGGGUGAAAUCGGACCAGGGUUGAAGGGUUUAUGGUGGUCCAUACGGGGCGUUCGCGCAGAACGCGAGAAGCAAUGGAGGGAAAAGGACGGAAAGCGCAAAGCAAGUCUCAUUUUGGCGAUGAAUGACAGUAUCUUUUGGUGGUUUUGGUCUGCUGGUGUUUUGAAAGUCAUCGGCGACACAGCACAAAUUACCAGUCCCCUCGUCGUCAAGGCGAUCAUCAAUUUUGCCACAGUGUCUUACACAAACCAUCUAACUGGUCAAUCGACGCCUUCUAUUGGCGAGGGAAUUGGCCUUGCGUUUGGCUUAUUGGCUUUACAACUCAUCGCGUCAUGGUGCACCAAUCACUUCUUCUACCGUAGCAUGUCCAGUGGUGUCCUUCUUCGUGGCGGUCUUAUCACGGCAAUAUACUCGAAAUCACUUCAACUCAGCGCGAGAGCUCGCGUCCACUUAAGUAAUGGCGAAUUGGUCAACCACAUAUCUACCGAUGUCUCCCGGAUAGACUUCUGCCUGGGUUACUUCCACAUGUCAUGGACGGCUUUGAUUCAGCUCACUAUUUGCCUGGUCUUGCUAUUGAUCAAUCUCGGCCCGAGUGCACUCGCCGGUUUUGCGCUUCUCGUUGUCGCGACUCCCGUCCAGACAUAUACUAUAAAACGCCUCUUUUCCCUUCGCAUGAAAAGCAUGGUGUGGACAGAUAAGCGUUCUAAGAUAUUACAAGAGGUCCUCAGCGGCAUGCGUGUCAUCAAGUUCUUUUCCUGGGAAGUUCCAUUCCUGAAGCGUAUUUCUGACUAUCGACGGAACGAGAUGAUAUAUAUCCGCACCCUCCUGAUCAUGAGAGCUGCGAUGAAUGCCGUUGCCCUUUCUCUCCCAAGUAUCGCUUCUGUCAUUGCCUUUGUCACAUAUUCGUUGACUGGACACAGUCUUACGGCGGCGAAUAUAUUCACUUCGUUGACCUUGUUCAACUUAGCCCGCAUGCCUUUGAUGUUUUUACCCUUGUCUCUGAGCAGCAUUGCUGACGCAGCCACAGCAUGCGACAGGCUGCUGGUUGUUUUUGAAGCAGAAACGCUUGACGAGAAACUCGUCACAAAUGGCGACAUGAACGUCGCCGUCAGAGCUGAAGGUGCCAGCUUUACAUGGGAUAGUCCGCCCGCUCGGCCCGAGGAUCCAAAAAAGAAGGGCAAGGGCGGCAAGAUGGGCAAGCAAAAAUUCCCUUCAACGCCUUUACCAGCUCCUGCAGACAAUGAAAAUAUCUUCAAAGUUACGGACAUUGACUUGGAAAUUCCACGGGGCCAACUCGUUGCCAUCGUUGGAGCCGUCGGCGCGGGAAAAACCUCCCUCCUUCAAGGUCUUAUUGGCGAAAUGCGGCGCACUUCUGGAAGCGUCGAUUUCGGUGGCUCCGUUGGUUAUUGUGCCCAAGUCGCGUGGAUCCAGAAUACAACCAUCCGGGAAAACAUCUGCUUCGGUCGUCCAUUUGAAGAGGAGCGUUACUGGAAGGCCGUCCGAGAUGCAUGCUUAGAGCCUGACUUGGAUAUGUUGCCCAAUUACGACCUUACAGAAGUUGGCGAGAAGGGUAUCUCACUCUCUGGCGGCCAAAAGCAACGCAUCAACAUAUGUCGCGCGAUCUAUUGCAAUACCGACAUCCAAAUUUUCGACGAUCCACUGUCAGCUCUAGAUGCCCACGUCGGAAAGGCAGUAUUCCAGAAUGUGUUGAAGAAAAAUGCAGACAAAACUCGCAUCCUGGUUACCCAUGCCCUCCACUUCCUUCCUGAGGUCGACUAUAUAUAUACUCUGGUUGACGGGCGCAUUGCCGAACGUGGCACAUACGCCGAACUCAUGGCUAAUGACGGUACAUUCUCUAAAUUUGUCUCAGAAUUUGGGUCGAAGGAGGAUUCUACAAAGAAAGAAGAGAAAGCAGCGGAGAGUGAAAAGAUCGAAGACAAGAAAAUUCAGAAAGGAUCCGCCGGGAAAGCGAUGAUGCAAGAGGAAGAGCGCAACACUGGUGCCAUAAAGUGGGAAGUAUACCGAGAGUACCUCACAGCAGCUCACGGCUCUGUGCUCUUGCCGCUGUUACUGCUCUCUGUAAUCCUCAUGCAAUGCUCCAGUGUCAUGUCUUCGUAUUGGUAUACUGGCAUCUAUGCUGCUCUUGGUAUCUCCCAGGCGUUGACAAUGUUCAUGAUGGGAGGUACUUUUGCAGUACUCACUUACUAUGCUUCCCAACAGUUGCACAGGAGAUCAAUUCAGCGAGUUAUGUAUGCCCCGAUGAGUUUCUUCGAGACAACGCCUUUAGGUCGCAUCAUGAAUCGCUUUACCAAAGAUUCCCUCAGGAUGCUCACAUCAACAGCAUCACAAAUCAUCGGGGCAAUCAUUCUCAUAUCCAUCAUCAUACCAUAUUUCCUUAUCGUGGCCUUCUUCAUCUUAAUCGGCUAUUACUAUGCUGCAUUGUUCUACCGUGCGAGUGCACGUGAGUUGAAGCGGUUGGAUGCACUCCUGCGAUCCUCGCUUUAUUCUCACUUUUCUGAGUCAUUAUCGGGCUUGACUACCAUUCGCGCUUACGGCGAACUGGAUCGAUUCCGCGUAGAAAAUAUCCAGCUCACUGAUGUCGAAAAUCGUGCUUACUGGCUGACAGUUGUCAACCAGCGAUGGCUCGCCAUACGUCUUGAUUUCCUCGGCUCGCUACUCACUCUCGCUGUCGCGCUAUUGACUGUUGGGAUUCGAUUCAGCAUCUCUCCGGGGCAAACUGGCGUGACGCUCUCGUAUAUCGUGAUGGUGCAACAGUCUUUCACAUGGAUGGUCCGCCAAGUUGCUGAACUCGAGAACAAUAUGAAUUCCGUGGAGCGUGUCGUGCACUAUGCAAAAGAAGUCGAACAGGAAGCCGCACAUGAAGUCGAAGACAGCCCUGCGCCAGCCGACUGGCCUUCUCACGGCGAAAUCGUCAUGAAGGAUGUGGUUAUGAGAUACCGCCCGGAGUUACCACCCGUUCUGAAGGGCCUGAGUAUGUCACUCUCUCCUGGAGAGAAGAUUGGUGUCAUUGGCCGGACUGGUGCCGGGAAAUCAUCCAUCAUGACCGCUAUCUAUCGCAUGGUAGAACUAGCAUCAGGGUCGAUAUCCAUUGAUGGUGUGGACAUUUCGACCGUUGGUUUAGCGCAGCUCAGAAAAGGGUUGUCGAUCAUCCCUCAGGAUGCUGUAAUCUCCGGUACUCUUCGGACUAACCUUGAUCCUUUCGGGCUGCACGAUGAUGCCAAGCUCUAUGAUGCAAUGAAGCGGGCGUAUCUUGUGGAUUCAAACAGUGAUCUUCCGCCUACCUCGGAAUCGUCCCCUGCUGAAGGGCAGUCGGCGCCUAGAUUUAGUCUCGACAGUCCUAUCGACGACGAGGGCGGUAAUUUGUCGAUCGGACAACGUUCUCUUGUCUCGCUUGCGAGAGCUCUCGUGAAUGACACCAAGAUCCUAAUUCUUGACGAGGCCACGGCUUCCGUCGACUACGAGACCGACAGCAAGAUCCAGCAUACCAUCGCCAAUGAGUUCAAAGAACGCACAAUCCUGUGCAUUGCACGUAAGUUCGAGAAUACGUGUCGCUUUACAUUGACUUGAAGCAAACAUCUAGAUCGUCUUCGGACUAUCAUUGGAUACGACAGGAUAUGCGUAAUGGAUGCUGGGAUGAUUGCUG